This is a messenger RNA of Panicum virgatum (switchgrass), 1158 nucleotides long. Its product is annotated as disease resistance protein RGA5-like. The record is from RefSeq and is a predicted model, not a curated record. NCBI's taxonomy places the organism in Eukaryota, Viridiplantae, Streptophyta, Magnoliopsida, Poales, Poaceae. Gene Ontology annotation, molecular function: ADP binding. The transcript has 3 exons. Bases 366 to 998 code for a protein of 210 amino acids.
CUCUCCUCUCCACAUCCGGCUUCCCCUUCAGUUUUUCUGAAGAAUACAUCAGUUUUGUUCCAGUCACUGCCUUGUUUCUAACAGAAACUACACCAAUCUAUAUCGAGGCUAGACUUUAGAGCACAAGUGAGUGAUCAUGGAGCACGUUAUCGUGAGCGGAGCCACGGGGGCCCUGAACCUCGUCCUGGGGAAGCUAGCAACUCUGCUCACUGAGGAGUUCAAGCUGGUCGUGGGGGUGCGUGGCAAAAUCAGGUUCCUUCAGGCCGAGCUAGAGGCAAUGCACGCCUUCCUCUUGAAGAUGUCUCGGGUGGAGGAACCUGACGAGCAAGCCAAGAGCUGGAUGAAGCAGGUGCGGGAGCUGUCCUAUGACAUCCAUGAUCAAAGAGGUCAAGAGUCUCGAGACCCUAGUCAAGGAGGUGGCGGAUCGGCGUGCAGGGUACAGAAUUGACGACAGCAUCUGCAAAGCCACCAAUGUAACUGUUGAUCCUCGAGUCAGCUGUCAGUACAAGGAUCCAUCUGAGCUCGAAGGCAUUGAAGGACCAACCGAGAAGAUCAUCAAGAUGUUGAAUGGGGGAGAGGAAGAUGCACCAGUGCCGCAACUGAAGUUGGUCUCGAUCGUUGGAUUUGGAGGAUUGGGCAAGACAACUCUUGCCCGUCGUGUUUACGACACAUUUGGAAAACACUUCGACUAUCGGGCUUUUGUAUCAGUCUCUCGGCAUCCUAACAUGGUGAUGAUUCUCAAGGAUAUUCUCAGCCAAGUGGGUUAUGAUGGACACUUAUCAGAGAUUGAAGAAUCUCUAAUUGGCACCAUUUCCAUGUACCUGGAAAAUAAAAGGUACUUCAUCGUAGUAGAUGAUGUAUGGGACGUUCAAUCGUGGGACAUUAUUAAAUGUGGUUUUUUGAAAAAUAGUGGCGGUAGCAAAAUAAUCACAACAACUCGUGAAGUGAAGUGGCCAAAUCAAGUUGCAUCCCAUAUGGCAGUUGUGUUUAUAACUUAAUGCCUCUUAGCACAGUGGACUCUGAAAGGUUGUUUCUUCGGAGAAUAUUUGGUAAUGGACAGCAAUGCCCACCGCAUCUCAAAAGAAUUUCUGAUAAGAUACUGGAAAAAUGUGGUGGUUUGCCCUUGGCAAUUCUUGCUAUAUCUGGUUUGUUAGCAAC